AUGGAACAAUGGGCCUUCUUUCUCUCAUCUAGGAGGCCUGUUGGGCCUCGCACCUCCACGAAGCCCGCCCCCAGCACCAUGGCGCUGCUCGCCGCCGCCGUCCGCCGCCUCCCGCGCCACCUCCGUCUGCUCCACCCCCGCCGCCUGACCAUCACCUCCCCGCCCCCUCUCCAUCCGGACCCCGACGCCCCCACCCCAGAGUCGUCCCCCGUCCGCACCCCGCCGGACGAGCAGUUCGCGGCGUGGGUCACGCGCCUCCGCCCGGGCUUCACCGCGUCCGACCUCGCCGCGGCCAUCUCCGCCGAGCCAGACCCGGACCUCGCGCUCGCGCUCUUCCGCUGGGCUGCGCUGCGCCCGGGGUUCCGUCACGCGCCCGAAUCCUACCUCGCCGCGCUCAGGGCGGCCUCGUCCGGCCGCCGCCCCGCGGCCGCGGAGGCGCUCGUCCACGACGUCUUCGCGGGGGCCUGCGCGCCCGACCUCCGGCUCUUCAACGCCUGCCUCCGCUUCUGCUGCGACCGCCGCAGCCUGUUCCCGCUCGCCUUCGACAUGUUCAACAAGAUGCGCGCCAUGCCCGCGGCCGCCGGAUGCCGCCCCGACGUCGAGACCUACACGCUCCUCCUCACCGCCGUCGUGCGACGCGUGCGCCGCCCGCCGGCGUCGAUGGUCUACCUCCACGCCGUCCGGUCCCUCUCCCGCCAGAUGAAGGCCUCCGGCGUUGUCCCGGACACCUUCCUGCUCAACCUCAUCAUCAAGGCCUAUGCGAGAUGCGUGGAGGUGGACGACGCGCUCAAGGUGUUCCGUGAAAUGCCGCUGUAUGGUUGCGAGCCAAACGAGUUCACCUAUGGCUACAUUGUCAAGGCCAUGUUUCAGAAGGGCUGGACAGACAAGGGGAUGGUUUAUUUUGCAGAGAUGAGGGAAAAAGGAUUUGUACCAUCAGGAGGCGUGUACAUGAUUGCUGUGUCGGCAUUGGCAUUGGAAUGGAGGUUUGAGGAAUCAAGACGGGUGCUGCUGGACAUGUUGGAUUGCAAGAGGAAGCCGGAUAUGAUCACAUACAGGACACUGCUGGAGGAGAUGUGCCGGGCCGGGCAGACUGAGCAGGCGUUCGAGGUGCUGGAGGAGCUGAAAGGGAGGAAGCGAGGGCCAUUGGACCAGAGGAUGUACUCAGAAUUGCUCGAUGGGCUGCAUUGGAUUUCCCAGCCACAUAAAGACAGCCCAUGACAGGGGUUCUGAUGAUCAUAUUGUUUUGUGUUAUAAUGGUCAUUAAGGCCAUCCAAAAUCAAAUGCAUGAAUGGUUCUAGUUCAUCAGAAGAUUGGCUAGCUCUGCUUGAAGUAUUCGGGAUGAAUCAAUUAUCGAUGCAGGGUCAUCCCAUCCACAUAAAAGUUACUACGCGCACAAUUGAUGCAAGGCCAAGGCAUAGAAAAGAUCAGCAUCAGCAGAAUACAUCAUGGGAAAUAUGCGAUUAAAGUUCUUGCACUGUUAGGAAGCUACUACUGUGGGGAUGAUUGCUAUAAGAUGUUGAUGGCUGCUGUCAGGAUACUAGCUCACAAAUUUGCCUGCCAAAGCCAAUAUUUGAAGUAAAUCUUGUACGGCCAUUUUAAAAAGUUGUUCCAGAUAUCAUAUGUUGUAUGACAAACAGCGAAAUAAAGAUUGCAGUGUAUUACAUCUAAAUUGAUUAAAAUAACCAUGCGGCCACA
This is a messenger RNA of Panicum virgatum (switchgrass), 1695 nucleotides long. Its product is annotated as pentatricopeptide repeat-containing protein At3g25210, mitochondrial-like. The record is from RefSeq and is a predicted model, not a curated record. The coding region runs from base 1 to 1218 and encodes 405 amino acids. The transcript has 2 exons. NCBI's taxonomy places the organism in Eukaryota, Viridiplantae, Streptophyta, Magnoliopsida, Poales, Poaceae. Gene Ontology annotation, molecular function: protein binding.